Messenger RNA from Coprinopsis cinerea okayama7#130, 999 nucleotides. RefSeq lists its product as hypothetical. The transcript has 6 exons. The coding region runs from base 1 to 999 and encodes 332 amino acids. NCBI's taxonomy places the organism in Eukaryota, Fungi, Basidiomycota, Agaricomycetes, Agaricales, Psathyrellaceae. The record is from RefSeq and is a predicted model, not a curated record.
AUGGACGCACUACCAUUGGACACGUCCCACCCAGCUGUACGCGACUAUCUGUCGCUUGUUCGACUCCAAGUCCUCACUCCCUUGUCUCUGCUCAUCAAUAUCGCUUGUGUAAUCGUCUGUGCGACGGUCUCAACGCCCAGUAUCAAUGGAAUCUCGAAGCUACACCCAACGGCGAUUUCACCAAAUUUCGGUAUCAUUGCUUCGUACGUUGGAGUGAUAAUGUUGGGCCAGAUUGGGUAUUGCCUGUUAUUGGUGACCGCGAAUAAUCCGGAUACAAAGAAAACGCUCGUGAAAGGGGUCGGAUAUUCGCUGGUAUUUUCGAAUGUUUGCAUGGGUCUAUGGGCGAUUGCCUGGGUCAUGCAAUGGUUCCUCGUAUGCACCAUACUGCAAGGUCUUAUCCUCGUUGCUUUGCUGUACUCCAACGUCGCUCUCCUUGUCUAUCACCGGCCAACGAGCGCGCGGUGGCUCGACACAGCACUCAUUCAUGCCCCUAUGCGCUUCUUCUUCGUCUUGCCGUUCGCUUUACUCUUCCCUCUAUGUCUAUUCGUCAAGCUCGGGUUUGCGUACACCCCACCAACCCCGGACGGACCUCAAGAUUACAACAAAUGGCACGCCUGGGCAGGAUUUGGAGUGGUGAUGGGUACAAAUGCUGUUGCGUUCUUGGUGGUGUUGUUGAGGAGAGACAUCGUGUGGUGUGUCGCGGCGACCUGGAUCUGCGUCAGCAUAUGGAGUCGCAGACCGAAGCCCGGUCCUGUUUACAUUACGGUCAUCGUCUUCACGGUGAUGCAUCCACUGGCUUUGCUAUCUUCGUACAUCUAUUGGAUGUUCUUCUCAAAGAAGCAAGGCGCACGGGUCCGACUUGCAGGGGAGGACGAGCAUCCGGGGUUGUAUGGCAAUCAGCAGAACAGGAGCCAGGCGUUGGGAGGAGGCCAGUAUCCAGCGAGAGGCCCGAGCGGAGAAUCGGUGCCCAGAGAGAUUGGUGAGGAGACUUGGGGCUAG